Molecule: messenger RNA, 243 nt
Organism: Fusarium odoratissimum NRRL 54006
Lineage: Eukaryota; Fungi; Ascomycota; Sordariomycetes; Hypocreales; Nectriaceae
Exons: 3
Coding region: 1-243 (80 amino acids)
Source: RefSeq, a predicted model, not a curated record
AUGGACGUGCCUAUCGCCACUGGUACAAGUGUCCAUGGUGCAAUAUGCAAUGGCCAUGUCAAGGGUGGUCGGACUUCAUCAGAGUCGGAGAAAUUAUUCAGCCCUACAGGCCAGAAACUUGCUAUUGGAAGUGACUCAGAGCGCGUAGAGAACGUUUUACUCAAGGAUGAGAUGAGAAUUACCGAUGUGCUGGUGCUAGAGCGACUGGCCAUGAAUGGUGGAUGGAAAAAUGAGCUCUACUGA